Messenger RNA from Plasmodium inui San Antonio 1, 2664 nucleotides. RefSeq lists its product as hypothetical. Bases 1 to 2664 code for a protein of 887 amino acids. Gene Ontology annotation, cellular component: cytoplasm; nucleus. Gene Ontology annotation, molecular function: ribosomal large subunit binding. The record is from RefSeq and is a predicted model, not a curated record. NCBI's taxonomy places the organism in Eukaryota, Apicomplexa, Aconoidasida, Haemosporida, Plasmodiidae. The transcript has a single exon. Gene Ontology annotation, biological process: ribosomal large subunit export from nucleus.
AUGAGCAAUUUAAAAAAGGAAGAAACUUAUCAAAAUGGCGAAAAGGAAGUAACUGAAAAGACGGUAGACUUGACGAAUGAAGAAAGCCCCAGCGAAUCGAUGCCGAAGAAAAAAGUCACAAAGAAAGUCAGUUUCCUCCUUGAUGAGGAUGGGGCAAAUGCGAAAAAAGAAGACGUAAAGAUGGAUGGCGGCUCUUUGGAGGGACACCAAAAUGGGGAUGCUUCACACACAGCCACGGACGAGGGGAAGCACAGUAACGGUCAGCAACGUGAUGAUAAGCAACGUGAUGCCCAACCAAGUGACGAUAAGAAGAGUCACUGCAAGGCGAACGACUUUGUGAAAAUCAGUUGGGCACAGUGCGGCAGCAGCGGUGAACGAAACGGUGGACGAUGCUGGGGGAAAGAAGAACACACCCCCAAUGGCAGUUUAUGCAACGAAAACGAGCACAACCUCUUCUCCAGCGAGGACAGCCAGAAUAGGCGAUUGCACACUCAGCUCAAGUUUUUCGCAGCACAGGAGACCCAGCACAAGCUGUUCGCUGCGCGCAGCAAACAGAACGAAUACAAGGACAAGGAGAAAGAGCCAAUGUAUGUCAAAUUCGACAAGCGUGAGUGCGCGAAGAAUGAGCAAAACUCCGUCUUUUUGAAGGACAAACUGCAGGGUGGCGAGAUUGACGAGAUGGCUGCGAAUAAAAAGAACGACGAAGGGGGAGAAAAAGCGGAAACGCAGAUUGAAGCGGAGGCCAAAAUGGAGGCCAAGAUGAAGGCCCAAAUGGAGGUUAAAACGGAACGCGCAGACUUCGAAAAGUCGUACAACGAGAGUCUAAAUAAUUUCCGUGCCUCCUCCUUCGUCGACAUUCUGAACUCCAUGCAGGGGGUUGGAAAAGGGGGAAACGGCAGGCCAAAUGGGGAAGCUCCAAAUGGGCUAAUACCAAAUGGGAAUACCCUCAAUGGGAAUGCUCCCCAUGACUUCCACCCCGCAGCUAACGGGAAGGACUACGAAAACGUGGACUCCGCGGUGAACCAACAAAACGACAACAUGCAACUGAUUGCGUGCAUCCUGUGCGGAGACAGCAUAAAGGCGAACACAUCCAAAAUGUGCAACAACUGCAUUUUACAAAACGUAGAAAGUAGUAGCAUCAACAUAAAUAAAGACACCUACCUGAUAUACUACUGCCGCGAGUGCAAGAGGUACCUACACAACAGGUGGGUAUAUUGCGAAUUGGAGAGCAAGGAAUUACUAGCCUUAUGCUUAAAAAAAGUGAAUAAAUUGAAAAAGCUAAAAAUAUUGGACGCAAAAUUCUUAUAUACAGAACCGCACAGCAAAAGAAUCAAAAUCCACCUCAGCGUGCAAGAAGAAUUGAUAAACAAUUUCAUCAGCGAGAUGGAGUUAAUUUUACAUUACGUAAUAAAAUACACCCAAUGUGAUGACUGCAAGAAGACUUAUACUCCCUACACAUACAACACUUGCGUGUCGGUUAGGCAGAAAGUGGAACAUAAAAAAACACUCCUGUUUCUGGAAAGCUUACUAUUAAAAUAUAAUAUGAACGAAAAUAUUAUUAACAUAGUGUCCAACCCGGAUGGCUUAGACUUCCAUUUUUUGUCACGAACAGAUGCCCUGAAAUUCUGCGAUUUCAUAUUAAGCAAGACCAUGUCAAAAUGUAAAAACUCGAAGCAUUUGAUAAACCACGAUGCGAAUAAUAACACGUACAAUUAUUUGUACUCAUUUUCUAUCGACAUCUGUCCCAUAUGUAAAUACGAUUUGAUUUUUUUCCCGAAAGAUUUAUCCAUCAAGUAUGGAAUCAAGAGCUCCUUCUACCUUUGCCUGCACGUGUCCAUAUUCAUCAUAUUGAUUAAUCCUUUUUGUUCCUCUAACUCUGCUCAUAUAUCGCAAGAGCGGUACAACAAGCACCCCUUCCUUCCCCUUCUGAGCGAGGCAGACUCCAAGGUCUUCCUCAUACUCAAUGUGGAGUACAUCGACAGCGACUCGUAUUCCAAGAAUGAGAGGAGAUGUGGUGCCUCGGCUAGCAGUGCCUCCGCAACCAGUGCCGCCUCUACCAAUUCCAGGUGUCGUGACUCCAUUGAAGACGCUGCGCAAGAGGAUAAUGUAUCCCUGAAUGGACGAGAGAAGGGAGCGUCAAACCGGUCGAUCCGAGCCAAGCAUAAAAACGUUAACUUGAAGAGGAAAACGAAAAAUUCGGUCAGCUCAAACACCGUGGAGGAAGUCUCCCCCGAUGACCUCCUCGAACUCAACGAAGACAACGGCUCACUCGCAGACACGAAGAGUUGCAAAUCCUCCUCGAGAAAAGUAAAGCUGGAUAAACUCGUCUACGCAUUCGUCGAGUUGUACGACGAAUCCGAGGGAAACACAAUACUCACCAAAACGUGUAACGCUGGUCAUUUAAAACCAGGAGAUUAUGUAAACGCAUAUGACCUAAGAAAACACACCUUCGACAAUGACAUCAGCUUAUAUUUAGAGAAAGAGGACAACUACAGCAUUAUCAUUAUUGACAAAGUGAAGCCAAAGCAGAGACACAAAAUAGAAAACGAAUUACAAGUCCAGAAUAAUAAUAUAGAAACCAUGAAGAAUAUUAAUGAUGACGAUCUUUUUAAGAGAAUCUUUCUGAACAACUGUGCUGGUAUGGAGAAUAUGACCAUCCGUUGA